Molecule: messenger RNA, 10404 nt
Organism: Coregonus sp. 'balchen'
Lineage: Eukaryota; Metazoa; Chordata; Actinopteri; Salmoniformes; Salmonidae
Source: the annotation of a GenBank genome assembly
AUGGAGAAGCAGGUGGUGCAGCAGGCCAGGGAGGCCUUCCUCGCGGGGCGGUCGCGACCCCUGGAGUUCAGAGUUCAGCAGCUCAAGUCCCUCCAGAGGAUGAUCACAGACAGACAGGGAGAGAUCGCCACUGCCCUCAAACAGGACAUCAACAGGGUAAGCUUCAAAACAUACAGUAGUUUAUAAAUUGGAGCUGUGGUAGUCUGAGGCCAUGAGCCUUGUAAAUAAGUCACAAACUAACACGGCUCUGAACUAUGAAUUCUCUCUUCCUCAGGCUGCCUUUGAAAGUUUAAAGUGUUGGGAGUAACCUGUACAAAUACAUGGACUUAUACAUGUUGAUCAUUUUGCUAAAUUGUUCAGGAAGUUUACCGUGGAAAUACCCAUAUCUCACAUCAAUAAACCUCACCUUGCGUUUCCACAGAGCCAGUACGACACCCCGCUGUUGGAGCUGAUCGGCCUGGAGAAUGAGAUCAGCCUGGCUGUGUCGAAGCUGGCCCAGUGGGCUGCUCCUCGGCCUGUAGAGAGGAGCCUCCUCACCAUCUCAGACCAGGUACAGUAUGGACGACCUGUCUUAGCACUACAUCAGUCCUUUACAUCAGCCAUUUACAUCAGUCCUUUACAGCAGCCAUUUACAUCAGUCCUUUACAGCAGCCAUUUACAUCAGUCCUUUACAGCAGCCAUUUACAUCAGGCCUUUACAGCAGCCCUUUACAGCAGUCCUUUACAGCAGUCCUUUACAUCAGCCAUUUACAGCAGUCCUUUACAGCAGUCCUUUACAGAAGUCAUUUACAUCAGUCCUUUACAGCAGCCCUUUACAGCAGCCCUUUACAGCAGCCCUUUACAGCAGUCAUUUACAUCAGUCCUUUACAGAAGUCCUUUACAGCAGUCCUUUACAGCAGUCCUUUACAGCAGUCCUUUACAUCAGUCCUUUACAGCUGCCAUUUACAGCAGUCCUUUACAUCAGUCAUUUACAGCAGCCAUUUACAGCAGCCAUUUACAGCAGCCCUUUACAGCAGUCCUUUACAUCAGUCCUUUACAGCAGCCAUUUACAGCAGUCCUUUACAGCAGUCCUUUACAACAGUCCUUUACAUCAGUCCUUUACAUCAGUCCUUUACAUCAGUCCUUUACAGCAGUCCUUUACAGCAGUCCUUUACAGCAGUCCUUUACAGCAGUCCUUUACAGCAGUCCUUUACAGCAGCCCUUUACAGCAGUCCUUUACAGCAGUCCUUUACAGCAGUCCUUUACAGCAGCCAUUUACAGCAGUCCUUUACAUCAGUCCUUUACAUCAGUCCUUUACAUCAGUCCUUUACAGCAGCCAUUUACAGAAGCUAUUUACAGCAGUCCUUUACAGCAGCCAUUUACAGCAGCCAUUUACAUCAGUCCUUUACAUCAGUCCUUUACAGCAGUCCUUUACAUCAGCCAUUUACAGCAGUCCUUUACACUUAACUACACUGUUAGAAACAAAAUUAUAUCUAUAACCUAAAAUGGUUCUGCCGCUAUCCCAUUUGAAUAACCCUUUCAACAGAGGGUUCUACAUUAAACCCAAAAGGGUUCUACCUGGAACUCAAAAGGGUUCUUCCAUGGGGAUGCCGAAUACCCUUUUGGAACCUUUUUUUCUAACUGUGUAUGUAUGUAAAUGAUUUAGACACUGACUGAGGGCCCGGGGAUUAAUAAAGUUGAAUUGAAUGUAAUGUAAUUGAAGGUGUACAUCCAGCCGGAGCCCCUGGGAGUGGUCCUCAUCAUCGGGGCCUGGAACUACCCCUGGGCCCUCACCCUGCAGCCCCUGGUCGGGGCCAUCGCUGCAGGUACGCCCCCCCCCCCCCCCCCCCCCCCCCCCCCCCCCCCCCCUAUUCCUCCAUAGCUGUGUAAUCUUCAGCUGCCCCCUUCACUCCUACUUUUCCCACCUCUGUAGUUGUCUUUUAUUCAGCUAUGUCUCUCCAUCCCUUCAUCCUUCACCGACAUACACACCAUUAUCCAUCUCCCUAGUUGUCUUGCAUUCUGCUACCACUGAGUGAUGUCAUCCCAUUCACACACACACUAUUAGUGAUGUCAUCCCAUUCACACACUGUUCAUUCUCUCUCUCUCUCUGUAGGCAAUGCAGCUGUGGUGAAGCCGUCUGAGCUGAGUGAAUACUCUGCUAGUCUCCUCAAAGCUCUGCUCCCAAGAUAUCUGGACCAGGUCCUUAUUCUAUUCUCCCUUGUCUGCUGUAGAAGAAUACUGUAUGUCUCCUUAAAGGGAUAGUACGCAGCACGCUUAAAGGGAUAGUAUGCAGCCCGCUUAAAGGGAUAGUACGCAGCACGCUUAAAGGUAUAGUACGCAGCACGCUUAAAGGGAUAGUACGCAGCACGCUUAAAGGGAUAGUAUGCAGCACGCUUAAAGGGAUAGUACGCAGCACGCUUAAAGGGAUAGUACGCAGCACGCUUAAAGGGAUAGUACGCAGCCCGCUUAAAGGGAUAGUACGCAGCCCGCUUAAAGGGAUAGUACUCAGCACGCUUAAAGGGAUAGUACGCAGCACGCUUAAAGGGAUAGUACGCAGCACGCUUAAAGGGAUAGUACUCAGCACGCUUAAAGGGAUAGUACGCAGCAAGCUUAAAGGGAUAGUACGCAGCACGCUUAAAGGGAUAGUACGCAGCACGCUUAAAGGGAUAGUACUCAGCACGCUUAAAGAGAUAGUACGCAGCACGCUUAAAGGGAUAGUACGCAGCCCGCUUAAAGGGAUAGUACACAGCACACUUAAAGGGAUAGUAUGCAGCACUCUUAAAGGGAUAGUACACAGCAUGCUUAAUUUGCAAGCAUCUUAGCAACUUUGGUUCUGGGGUGACCUGUCCCUUUAACGUUGGGGUCUUUCCAGGAGCUGUACCCUGUAGUGUGUGGGGGCGUGUCAGAGACCCAGGAGUUGCUGCGUCAGCGUUUCGACCACGUCUUCUACACAGGGAACAGCACUGUGGGUAAACUGGUGAUGGAGGCGGCCGCCCGACACCUCACCCCUGUCACCCUGGAGCUGGGGGGGAAGAGCCCCUGUUACAUCGAUAAGGAUGUCGACCUCAGAGUCGCAUGCCGGUCAGUAACCCGAAUGCAGUUCGUAAUAUUUACAUGUGGUCUGUAGUACAUGUAUUCUGUAAUAUAGCAGCCAUAUUGUUGGUCAAGGUAACAGCCCCACCACCUGUUACUAUCAGCGAGAGAUGACAUAGUGAGCUAGCUUUAGCAGUUAGCACUUUGAUAGGGAGUUUUGUACUAGUUAGCAUCUUUGCCUAGCUAGGCAGUUUCAGCUAACGUGUAUUAGUUUAGCAUCGUGGCUAAUGUUUUUGCGGUGGCAGUUGGUGAUGUAGAAAGCUGAGAAAGAUGGGAGGAGCAGGGUUUAAGGGUCAUAGGGUUGCAAAAUUGUGGAAACCUUCCCAAAAUUCCAAGGUUUUCCAGAAAUCCCAUUCGGAAGAUUCCCGGAGCCAGAAGGGAAUAAUCAGGAAAUAUAUAAUCCUCCACCCAGGAUUUCUGAAAAACUAUGGCAUUUGGGGAUUUUUUUCCAGAAUUGUUCAACCAUAAGGGGUCGUUAUAUGUAAUGAGACAACAGCAUGCUUAGCUCCUUUUCCAAACCGUCAACAUCAGAAGGCUUGAAACUGAAAAGAUGUUCAAGGUGGAUGCGAAAGAUGAAAUAUGUAUGGAAAAGAUUCAUGUGGAUGUAUUGAUUUGAUCUCUGUGGGUUUUUUUGGUUUUAGUGUAUUUUUCAUGUUGGUUUUGUUCACCCACCCAGGCGUAUCACGUGGGGGAAGUUUGUGAACUGUGGUCAGACGUGCAUCGCCCCAGACUACAUCCUGUGUGAACCCAGCAUCCAGAACAGAGUGGUGGAGGGCAUCCGGCAGACACUACUGGUCUCUUACCUCAUCUCUAUCUCUUCUGUCUCUACUGUAGCUAGCUAGCAAGAAUGCUACGAUAGCUCUGUGAAUGGAUUACUACUUUUAUUACAUUGUACGUUACUGAACACAGUAUGGUAUCAAUUCAGGUUUUCAAUUCAGUCAAUUCAGGAAGUGAAAUGAAAUUGUUAGAUUCAUAAAUAAAACACUUAGGGAGGGUGGGGGGGGGGGGGGGUCCAUUGUUUUCUAUGGGAAUUUUCCCAAUUCGUGAAUUUAAUUUCAAUUCACUUCCUGAAUUGACCCCAACCCUGAUUGACUGUAGGUACCAACCCGCUACUCUCAGCUAGCAUCUAAUCCACACAUUGUUUUCCUUAAUCCCAGGAGUUUUAUGGGCCUGACCCCAAAUCCUCCCCCUGACUACGGCCGCAUCAUCAACCAGCGCCACUUUAACCGCGUAAUGGCUCUACUGGAUGGCUACACAGCAGCUGUAGGGGGGCAGAGUGACGCGUCGCAGCGCUACAUCGGUACGCAGUCUCAUUGGGUUCACAGAUAUUUGGUGACACAUUAGUUAGCAGUUGGCAGACUUUGAUUGUAAUAGUGCAAUAUAUUUGACCAAGGGUUGCAACAUGCCCGGUACCUUUCCCAAAGUUCCAAGGUUUUCCAGAAAUCACAAUUGGAGAAUUACAUUUGAGUCAUUUAGCAGACGCUCUUGUCCAGAGUAGUGAGUGCAUACAUUUUUAAUUUGUACUGGUCCCCCAUGGGAAUCAAACCCACAACCCUGGCGUUGCAAAUGCCAUGCUCUACCAAGUGAGGCACACGGGACCACGUGUGGCUCAGUUGGAGGAUUCCCUCCCUACUUAGUCCCUCUUGAUUCCAGGAAUCGCCCAACUGGGAUUGCUCUAACUGGGAAUCCUCCAAACUAAGAAUUUACCAUUUUGAGAAUUAUCCAGCUGGGAUUUCUGGAAUGCCUUGGAACUUUGGGAAAGUUCCCCGUAAUGUUGCAAUUGGGAAUCCUCCGGCUGGGAUUUCUGGAAUGCCUUGGAACUUUGGGAAAGUUCCCCGUAAUGUUGCAAUUGGGAAUCCUCCGGCUGGGAUUUCUGAAACACUUGAGAGCUAUGCUUGGUCUGUCAACGACCUUGACCCCUGACCCCUCAGCCCCCACGGUGGUGAAGGACGUGCCCCCCCAGGCUAGGCUGAUGCAGGAGGAGAUCUUCGGCCCCCUGUUGCCCAUAGUGACCAUCAGUGACAUAGACGACGCCAUCCACUUCCUCAACGAGAGAGAGAAGCCCCUGGCGCUCUACGUCUUCUCCUCCAACAAGAAGGUAAGGUCUGGAGGGAGCUAGUGAGCCAGCUAUGGACUAGGGCCUGUGCACCUGUGGAGCUCUUAGAGAACGUUAUUAGUAUAAAGCAACAUGGUGAAACUUCAGAGGACAAGGUGGAGCUUACACCUGCCAAAUCCACUCAAAUCUCCACAAUUGGGCAUAGGGCUUAGGGGUUUAUUUGGGAUUGGGCAUGGGUCACUUUUAGUUGAGCUCCUGUUGAAAUUCAGUUUAUAUUCUGUAAGAAGAUCAUCUGUUACUGUGGCAACAACAACUGUACUUAUUUUGGUAUGUACAGUAUGUAUUUACAUAUGGGGGGCUGAUAAAAGACAUCUGGCUUUCCCCCCCUCUUUCUGUCUCUGUCAAUAAGGUGGUAAAGCGAAUGCUGGCUGAGACCACCAGUGGCGGGGUGACGGUCAACGACGUUAUGAUGCACUACGCCCUCAACUCUCUGCCCUUUGGGGGUGUAGGUAAGAAAACUGUCUUAUAAUACUUUACUCUUAGGCCAAGUCUUUAGGAUACGGCCUAGCCAGUCUUUGGGAUACGGCCUAGCCAGUCUUUGGGAUACGGCCUAGCCAGUCUUUGGGAUACGGCCUAGCCAGUCUUUGGGAUACGGCCUAGCCAGUCUUUGGGAUACGGCCUAGCCAUUCUUUGGGAUACGGCCUAGCCAGUCUUUGGGAGACGGCCUAGCCAGUCUUUGGGAUACGGCCUAGCCAGUCUUUGGGAUACGGCCUAGCCAGUCUUUGGGAUAAGGCCUAGCCAGUCUUUGGGAUACGGCCUAGCCAGUCUUUGGGAUAAGGCCUAGCCAGUCUUUGGGAUACGGCCUAGCCAGUCUUUGGGAUACGGCCUAGCCAGUCUUUGGGAUACGGCCUAGCCAGUCUUUGGGAUAAGGCCUAGCCAGUCUUUGGGAUACGGCCUAGCCAGUCUUUGGGAUACGGCCUAGCCAGUCUUUGGGAUACGGCCUAGCCAGUAUUUAGGAUACGGCCUAGCCAGUCUUUGGGAUACGGCCUAGCCAGUAUUUAGGAUACGGCCUAGCCAGUCUUUGGGAUACGGCCUAGCCAGUCUUUGGGAUACGGCCUAGCCAGUAUUUAGGAUACGGCCUAGCCAGUCUUUAGGAUAAGGCCUAGCCAGUCUUUGGGAUAAGGCCUAGCCAGUCUUUAGAAACUGCCUAGCCAGACCUCUGGUGGAUAUACAGUAUGUUGGCACGCUAGCCGGUAUUGGGCCGAUGCUGGUUAACUGAUGGCAGCUAAUAAGACUAAGCAAUUAACCAAUUAAAAUGUUGAUCUGUGUCCAUAAAUAUAAUUAAAAUAUACAAGCAAGCAUUAGAUAAUGAGUUGGCGUCGAAUAGCAAGAAUUGGUCUGAGAAUUGUCUAUAUCAAAGGCAGAUAUUUAAUUAACAUUGUACAAUGAAUGGAUUCACGUACAAGGCAUAAAGCUUAAGUUACAAGCAUUACAAGGCAUUAUCCCAAGCAUAUACACUACCGGUCAAAAGUUUGGACACCUACUCAUUCAAGGGUUUUCUUUAUUUUGACUAUUUUCUACAUUGUAGAAUAAUAGUGGAGACAUCAAAACUAUGAAAGAACAGAAGAUAGCCCUAUUGACCAAGUCCAUAUUAUGGCAAAGAGAAACGACAGUCCAUCAUUACUUUAAGACAUGAAGGUCAGUCAAUAUGGAAAAUUUCAGUCACAAAAACCAUCAAGCACGAUGAUGAAACUGGCUCUCAUAAGGACCGCCACAGGAAUGGAAGACCCAGAGUUACCUCUGCUGCAGAGGAUAAGUUCAUUAGAGUUACCAGCCUCAGAAAUUGCAGCCCAAAUAAAUGCUUCACAGAAUUCAAGUAACAGACACAUCUCAACAUCAACUGUUCAUAGGGGACUGUGUGAAUCAGGCCUUCAUGGUUGAAUUGCUGCAAAGAAACCACUACUAAAGGACACCAAUAAGAAGAGACUUGCUUGGGCCAAGAAACACGAGCAAUGGACAUUAGACCGGUGGAAAUUUGUCCUUUGGUCUGGAGUCCAAAUUUGAGAUUUUUGGUUCCAACCGCCGUGUCUUUGUGAGACGCGGUGUGGGUGAACGGAUGAUCUCUGCAUGUGUAUUUCCCACCGUAAAGCAUGGAGGAGGAGGUGUUAUGGUGUGGGGGUGCUUUGCUGGUGACACUGUCUGUGCUUUAUUUAGAAUUCAACACUUAACCAGCAUGGCUACCACAGCAUUCUGCAGCGAUACGCCAUCCCAUCUGGUUUGGGCUUAGUGGGACUAUCAUUUGUUUUUCAACAGGACAAUGACACAACACAACUCCAGGCUGUGUAAGGGCUAUUUUACCAAGAAGGAGAGUGAUGGAGUGCUGCAUCAGAUGACCUGGCCUCCACAAUCCCCCGACCUCAACCCAAUUGAGAAGGUUUGGGAUGAGUCGGACGGCAGAGUGAAGGAAAAUCAGCCAACAAGUGCUCAGCAUAUGUGGGAACUCCUUCAAGACUGUUGGAAAAGCAUUCCAGGUGAAGCUGGUUGAGAGAAUGCCAAGAUUGUGCAAAGCUGUCAUCAAGGCAAAGGGUGGCUAUUUGAAGAAUCUCAAGUAUAAAAUAUAUUUUGAUUUGUUUAACACUUUUUUUGGUUACUACAUGAUUCCAUAUGUGUUAUUUCAUAGUUUUGAUGUCUUCCCUAUUAUUCUACAAUGUAGAAAAUAGUAAAAAUAAAGAAAAACCCUUGAGUGAGUAGGUGUUCUACAACCUUUGACUUGUAGCGUAGAUCCUAAAGUUAACUUACAGGACAAAACAUGAACACAGAGCUGCGUACUAGGCCAGAGGCCUGGAAGAUCUAGGAAAUUAGAAUGUAUCAUACAACCUUCCUCAGUGAACCGGAUACAGGAUAAGAGAGAGAGAACAAAUGCAUUUAAUUACAUGUAUAACAUCUGAAGGUGUAACCUUUUCAACCCAAAACCAACCCCCAUUGACCAAUUAAACGAUACCAAGUUGACAGUAACCUGACCACCAAGACCCAACCUCCACAGGGUGUCACAGCAUCUAAAGGCUUGUGUGGGGGAUGAGGCCGAUGUAAAUAAGACAGAGUUCCUGAGAGGAACAUAACACCCCUUUGAGUAAUUCAGAGUUCACCCUGUACAGAUACAAGUUACCACAGAGAUCACACAUACAUAUAGAUUGCAUCAGAGUUGUCCUCAGUGAACAACUUUCAGAUAGAUACCAGACAUGGAUACUAUAGCAUUAUUCUGUCACAAUAGUCAGUCCUCUGGGUACUGUAACUUUGCCUUGAUGUAGGUCCCGUGUAACUCAAUUGGUAGAGCAUGGCGCUUGCAACGCCAGGAUUGUGGGUUCGAUUCCCACGGGAGGCCAGUAUAAAAGAAAUAAUAAUGUAUGCACUCACAGUCGCUCUUAUCCAGUUAGCAAGUCGCUCUGGAUAAGAGCGUCUGCUAAAUGACUAAAAUGUAACAGAGAGAUACAUUUUGGCCCCUCAGAGGGGGAAGGGCUGACUAGUGCAGCUCCAGGUGAGAACACAUCAAUUAGAGCCGAGCCAACAAUGCCCCCCCCUAACUUUAUGCCUAUGGUAGUGAUGCUUAACACGACCUUAUUCCAACACUACCACACAUUUGUCCAGGACAACACCUGCUAGUCAAGCCUUGGGCAAACUUCUACUCUAAGUAACUUGCUAACUUUACUUACAUAUCGGCUACAUAGGUCAGUGGGAAUAGCAAGCAUCAAACGUAGCGCGUCCUUGGGACUGAGCUGGAGGGUAGCGCGUCCUUGGGUCUGAGCUGGAGGGUAGCUGGAGGGUAGCUCGUCCUUGGUUCUGAGCUGGAGGGUAGCUCGUCCUUGGGACUGAGUUGGAGAAAUACUGCUAGAGCGUCAUGCAGCUAACAUCUAAUCCUUAACAACAAGUCACAUGACCCUCUGACCCCUCCUUUGACCCUAGCCCUGUGACCUCUGAACCCCACAGGUCAGAGUGGAACAGGCAGGUAUCAUGGGAAGCACACCUUUGACCAGUUCAGCCACCAUCGGGCGUGUCUGGUCAAGUCCCUGGGCAUGGAGGAGGUCAACAUGGCGCGGUACCCACCCCAGAACCGCCAGAAGGCUCGCAGGGUCAGGCUGGCCAUGAGGACCCCACUGGUCGACUUCUCUAGGAAAACCUACGUGUGGGCCGUCACGGCCACCGUCUUUGCUUUCGGUCUCUUGGUCACCUUGACAGCCAUCCUGCUAAUCGCUGGUGGCCUGAACUGCACCUGUUGGAGGCUCUGGCAAAUCUGGCGCUAGCCGGUCUCUACCUGGAUUGGCCAACGUACAUUCAACGAAAGACAUGUCCCUGUGCCUGUGUCUGGUUCCCCUGGCUUUAGAAUAAUGUCUAAUGUCUUUUGUGUGGCUUUGUGUGUCUGACACUGUGACUAAACACACAAUCCUUGGUGGUGCAAACCCCUGGCUGCUGUUAGUGUUGUCAGCCUGCCACCACCGAUCCUCUGUAAUGACGAUGAGCAACGGAUUUUGCCGAUGGCGGGCUGCUGUAUGCUUGCUAGAUGUGUUUUUCUAAUCUUCCAUUCUAAUCUAACAGCCAAUCUAUCGUUUAUCUUUGUUUGUUUAAAGAUUGUUAAAGCACUGAAAAGUUAGAUCUAAUUUAGGGAUAGGGGGGAUACCUAGUCAGUUGCUCAACUGAAUGCAUUCAACCCGAAAUGUGUCUUCCGCAUUUAACCCAACCCCAUCUGAAUCAGAGAACCACCUGACUGCUUUCACACAUAUCCUAACAGUAAUAGAAGAGGUUUUCUGGAAUGGAAAGCAGCAUACAGUAGCCAACAUAGGGCAUCCUUGAAUUUGGACUAGGGUUGCAAAUUCCAGCAACUUUCCCAAAUGUCCCAGGUUCUCCAGAAAUCCUGGUUGGAGGAUCCUGGAUUUCCUGUUUAUUCCCUCCUGAUUCCGGGAAUCUUCCAACUGGGAUUUCUGGAAAACGCUGCUUGAACAUCAUAACGUCUAACAUCGCUAACCCCACUCCACAGGUCAGAGCGGAACAGGCAGGUAUCAUGGGAAGCACACCUUUGACCAGUUCAGCCAUCAUCGGGCGUGUCUGGUCAAGUCCCUGGGCAUGGAGGAGGUCAACAUGGCGCGGUACCCACCCCAGAACCGCCAGAAGGCUCGCAGGGUCAGGCUGGCCAUGAGGACCCCACUGGUCGACUUCUCCAAGGGCACCUACAUCUGGGCCGUCACGGCGUCCAUUGUGGCUCUGGGACUCCUGGUCGCCCUAACU